AAAACUUUUAAAUUAAACUGGAUAAAAACAGUGAUUUUAUGGUAAAUAAAUAGGAUGAUAACAUAAAGGAAGUGGUAAUUAUAGGACAAGCAGCUACCAAAAUAAAACUAAUUCAAUAAAAAUUAUUAAUUAAUCCAGUCUGUUUCAAAAAAUAAUAAAGUAUAGUAGUUUUAUAACAUCUAACAACAGGUUGCUCUACAAGUGUACAUCCAGGCCAUCUUGUGCCAGUCGCAGCUAUAAGGACAUCAUCACUCCUCCAGCCUGACGCCUCAACCAACCAACCGGAAGCGCGCAUUGAUUUCUCCACAGCGAGCAAAAAGAAUCAAAGGAGCGUUUAUUAUUAAAUGAUACAAUCCGUCAAACAAACCUUCCAACGGGAUUCUAACACAAAAAGAGACGUUCCAUUCUGGAAUUGACGGUCUAUCCGCUACAAUAAGGGAUAACAUUCUGUUUAUUUUCGGAUAUGGGAUCUACCUUCAGGGUCCUCACCUGCUGGGCACCGUGAUGGUGCUCCCCGCCCCAGCUGAGCCCCUCGCUGCCCUCUGAAGGAGCAGGAUGACAAGAUGGCACAGCUGCUUGUACCGCCCGGACCUGACAGCUUCCACCCCUUCGUCCCAGAGUCGCUGGCCGCCAUCGAGAGGCGCAUCGCCGACGAGGAGGCCCGGAAACCGCGGGCGGAGCGCCGCGUCGACAGCGACGAUGAAAACGGGCCCAAGCCCAACAGCGACCUGGAGGCGGGGAAAUCCCUCCCCUUCAUCUAUGGGGACACUCCUCCCCGCCUGGUGUCCACCCCUCUGGAGGACUUGGACACCUUCUACAGCAAUCAGAAGACCUUCAUAGUAUUGAAUCGCGGGAAGGCAAUCUUCCGUUUCAACGCCACUCCUGCCUUGUACAUCUUAAGCCCCUUCAACCCUCUAAGGAGGGUAGCUAUUAGAGUUUUAGUACACUCGAUGUUCAGCAUGUUGAUCAUGUUCACCAUCCUGACCAACUGUGCUUUCAUGACCCUCAGUAAUCCGCCGGAAUGGGCCAAGAAUGUAGAGUACACAUUCACAGGGAUUUACACCUUCGAGUCCCUUAUAAAGAUCCUGGCCAGGGGCUUCUGCGUGGGGAAGUUCACUUUCCUGCGGGACCCGUGGAACUGGCUGGAUUUCAGUGUUAUCCUCAUGGCAUAUGUCACAGAGUUUGUGGACCUGGGCAAUGUCUCAGCACUGCGAACCUUCAGGGUUCUGCGAGCCUUGAAAACUAUAUCAGUCAUCCCAGGCCUGAAGACCAUCGUGGGCGCACUGAUCCAGUCGGUGAAAAAGCUGUCGGACGUCAUGAUCCUCACCGUGUUCUGCCUCAGCGUCUUCGCCCUCAUCGGCCUGCAGCUCUUCAUGGGCAACCUGAGGCAGAAGUGCGUGCGCACGCCAAUCGGCAACAACGCCACCAACAGCAGCAACAUCACCGCAUACGCCGACGACAACGCCAUGUUCUUCAACAACACCCUGCUGGAACUGAACCUCACGCAGAACGACACGGAGAGCUCAUUCAACUGGACGGAAUACAUCAACGACGAUAGAAACUACUAUUUCCUCCCUGGCCGUAGGGAUGCUCUGCUCUGUGGGAACGGCAGCGGCGCCGGGCUCUGUCCGGAGGGCUUCACAUGCAUCAAAGCCGGUCGUAACCCGGACUACGACUACACCAGCUUCGACUCCUUCAGCUGGGCGUUCCUCUCCCUGUUCCGAUUAAUGACCCAGGACUAUUGGGAAAACCUCUACCAGCAGACUUUGCGCGCGGCGGGGAAACCCUACAUGAUCUUCUUCGUGCUGGUGAUCUUCCUGGGCUCCUUCUACCUGGUCAACCUGAUCCUGGCCGUGGUGGCCAUGGCGUACGACGAGCAGAACCAGGCGACCAUCGAGGAGGCCCAGCAGAAGGAGGAGGAGUUCCAGGCCAUGCUGGAGCAGCUGAAGAGGCAGCAGGAGGAGGCACAGGUUGCCGCGGCAGCAGCCACGGAGAGCGGGGAGUACAGCGGGAGAGGGGGCCCCACCUCCGAGUCGUCCUCGGGGACGUCUAAGCUCAGCUCGAAGAGCGCCAAGGAGCGACGCAACAGGCGGAAGAAGAGGAAGCAGAGGGAGGAGGAGGAGGGGAGGGGGGGCCGCGAUAAGUUCCACAAGUCGGAGUCGGAGGACAGCAUCAAGAGGACGAGCUUCCGCUUCUCCAUAGACGCCAACAGGCUCUCUUAUGAGAAGAGAUGCUCCUCACCCAACCAGUCCCUCCUCAGUAUCCGCGGAUCCCUCUUCUCACCUCGGAGGAACAGCCGCGCCAGCUUGUUCAGCUUUCGCGGCCGAGCGCGCGACAUGGGCUCCGAGAACGACUUCGCCGACGACGAGCACAGCACCUUCGAGGAGAGCGACAGCCGCCGGGGCUCCCUGUUCCUGCCGCGCCGCCUCGAGCGCCGCUGCAGCGCCGUCAGCCAGACCAGCCUCGGGGCGCCGCGGGUCAUGCUGCCCGCCAACGGCAAGAUGCACUGCGCCGUGGACUGCAACGGCGUGGUGUCUCUGGUCGGUGGAACUUCUGUAACAACCUCCCCUGUAGGUCUCCUGCUGCCUGAGGGGACAACUACAGAUACUGAGCUCAAGAGACGGCGGUCAGGUUUUCACCAGCCAUCCAUGGAUUAUUUAGAUGAACCAGUGGCCAGGCAGAGAGCCAUGAGUGUGGCCAGUAUCCUCACCAACACCAUGGAAGAGCUUGAAGAGUCGAGACAGAAAUGCCCCCCCUGCUGGUACAGAUUCGCCAACAACGCUCUGAUCUGGGACUGUUGCCCCCAGUGGCUGAAAAUCAAGGACAUCGUCUUGCAGGUGGUCAUGGACCCAUUCGUGGAUCUGGCCAUCACCAUUUGCAUCGUCCUCAACACCCUCUUCAUGGCCAUGGAGCAUUACCCCAUGACUAAAGAAUUCGAUAACGUACUCUCAGUUGGAAACCUGGUGUUCACAGGCAUCUUCACCGCAGAGAUGUGCUUCAAGAUCAUCGCCCUGGAUCCCUACUACUACUUCCAGGAGGGCUGGAACAUCUUCGAUGGCAUCAUCGUCAGCCUGAGUCUGAUGGAGCUCGGUUUAGCCAACGUAGAAGGCCUGUCUGUGCUCAGGUCCUUCAGAUUGCUGAGGGUCUUCAAACUGGCCAAGUCAUGGCCCACUUUGAACAUGCUGAUCAAGAUCAUCGGGAACUCCGUGGGGGCUCUGGGCAACUUGACCCUGGUGCUGGCCAUCAUCGUCUUCAUCUUCGCCGUGGUGGGCAUGCAGCUGUUCGGCAAGAGCUACAAGGAGUGCGUGUGCAAGAUUUCCGAUGACUGUCAGCUGCCCCGCUGGCACAUGCACGAUUUCUUCCACUCCUUCCUCAUCGUGUUCCGGGUGCUGUGCGGCGAGUGGAUCGAGACCAUGUGGGACUGCAUGGAGGUGGCUGGACAGUCCAUGUGCCUGAUAGUCUUCAUGAUGGUCAUGGUCAUUGGAAACCUGGUGGUUUUAAACCUGUUCCUGGCUCUCCUCCUGAGCUCCUUCAGCGCCGACAACCUGGCAGCAACCGACGAAGACAGCGAGAUGAACAACCUGCAGAUCGCCGUGGGCCGGAUCCAGCGGGGCUUCGCGUUCAUCAAGUCCACCUUGCGGCAGUUCCUCCGGAGCAUCUGCUUCGGCGGGGGCGGUAAGGGCUCCGGCCUGGCCGAGGAGAGCAAACCCCUGGAUGAACUGCACAGCAACGGCAAGGGCAACUGCAUCUCCAACCACACGUCGGUGGAGAUCACCAAAGACCCCACUGUGGUGUACAUGACCGAGGGCAACGGACGGCCAGGAGGAGGGCUGGUGGUCGGGGUCGGGGUUGGUGUUGGUGUUGUGGUUGGUGGGGACACUACAGAGAAGUACCCGAUGGAGGAAUGCGACUACAUGUCAUUCAUUCAUAACCCCACCCUGACAGUCACGGUGCCCAUCGCCGUGGGCGAGUCGGACUUCGAGAACCUAAACACAGAAGAUUUCAGCAGCGACUCGUCGGACGUGGAGGGCAGCAAAGAGUCUUCUUCCUCAUCCAUGCAGAAGAUCGAUGUAGAGCCCCAGCGUCUGAGCUCAUCAGAGGGGAGCACAGUCGAUAUGCGCCCCCCAGGAGACGGGGUGGAUUCAGUGGAGAUGGAGCCGGAGGAGUCCAUGGAACCAGAGGCCUGCUUCACAGAGGGCUGUGUGAGCAGGUUCCAGUGCUGCCAGAUCAACGAGGACGAAGAGCAUUUUAAGACCUGGUGGAACCUCAGGAAAACCUGCUUCAUCAUAGUGGAGCACAACUGGUUUGAAUCCUUCAUCAUAUUCAUGAUCCUGCUCAGCAGUGGAGCACUGGCGUUUGAGGACAUUUACAUCGAGCAGCGGAAGACCAUCAAAACCGUGCUGGAGUACGCAGACAAGAUCUUCACUUACAUCUUCAUCCUGGAGAUGCUGUUGAAGUGGGUGGCAUACGGCUUUGUCAAGUAUUUCACCAACGCCUGGUGCUGGCUGGACUUCCUCAUUGUAGACGUGUCCCUGGUCAGCCUCGUGGCCAACGCUUUGGGCUACUCUGAGCUCACCGCCAUCAAGUCUCUGAGGACGCUGCGAGCCCUGCGGCCCCUGAGGGCCCUGUCUCGGUUUGAGGGCAUGAGGUCAAAACAAAAUGUUGUGACUUCAUCCCGCCUCUCUAAGGUCGUGGUGAACGCGCUGCUGGGGGCCAUCCCUUCCAUCAUGAACGUGCUGUUGGUCUGUCUCAUCUUCUGGCUUAUCUUCAGCAUCAUGGGCGUCAACCUGUUCGCGGGGAAGUACUAUUACUGCGUCAACACCACCAACGACGAGGUCUUCCCCAUCGACGUCGUCAACAACAAGUCCGACUGCCUGAACCUGGUCAACGACAGCGCCCGCUGGAAGAACGUCAAAAUCAACUUCGACAACGUCGGGGCUGGCUAUCUGGCUCUGUUGCAAGUGGCAACAUUUAAGGGUUGGAUGGACAUCAUGUACGCAGCCGUGGACUCUCGAAAUUUGGAGGACCAGCCUGAAUACGAAGUGAACUUGUACAUGUACCUCUACUUUGUCAUCUUCAUCAUCUUCGGCUCCUUCUUCACCCUCAACCUGUUCAUCGGCGUCAUCAUCGACAACUUCAACCAGCAGAAGAAGAAGUUUGGAGGUCAGGACAUCUUCAUGACGGAAGAGCAGAAGAAAUACUACAACGCCAUGAAGAAGCUGGGCUCCAAGAAACCACAGAAACCUAUACCUCGGCCAGCAAAUGCAUUUCAAGGCUGCGUGUUCGACUGCAUCACGAAGCAAGCCUUCGACAUCGUGAUCAUGAUCCUCAUCUGCCUUAACAUGGUGACCAUGAUGGUGGAGACGGACGACCAGACGGAGGACAUGGACAAAAUCCUCUACCGGAUCAACCUGGUCUUCAUCGUGCUCUUCACCGGGGAGUGCAUGCUCAAGAUGAUCUCUCUGCGUCACUAUUACUUCACCAUCGGUUGGAAUAUAUUUGACUUUGUGGUGGUGAUCCUGUCCAUCGUAGGGAUGUUUUUAUCGGAAGUUAUCGAGAAGUACUUUGUGUCCCCGACGCUGUUCCGAGUGAUCCGCCUUGCCAGGAUAGGACGCAUCCUCCGCCUUAUCAAAGGUGCCAAAGGCAUCCGGACGCUCCUCUUUGCCUUGAUGAUGUCGCUCCCCGCUUUGUUCAACAUCGGACUCCUUCUCUUCUUGGUCAUGUUCAUCUACGCCAUCUUCGGCAUGUCCAACUUUGCCUACGUCAAGCGGGAAGCGGGGAUCGACGACAUGUUCAACUUCGAGACGUUCGGGAACAGCAUGAUCUGUUUGUUCCAGAUCACCACGUCGGGCGGUUGGGACGGUCUGCUCGCGCCAAUACUCAACAAGCGCGAGCCCGACUGCGACAGCAAGUUGGAGCACCCGGGCAACAACUACAAAGGCAACUGCGGCAACCCGUCGGUGGGCAUCUUCUUCUUCGUCAGCUACAUCAUCAUCUGCUUCCUCAUCGUGGUCAACAUGUACAUCGCCGUCAUCCUGGAGAACUUCAGCGUGGCCACGGAGGAGAGCGCCGAGCCGCUGAGCGAGGACGACUUCGAGAUGUUCUACGAAGUGUGGGAGCGCUUCGACCCCGACGCCACGCAGUUCAUGGUGUACAGCAAGCUCUCGGACUUCGCGGACGCUCUAGAUCCGCCGCUGCGCAUUCCCAAGCCCAACAUGCUCCAGCUCAUCUCCAUGGACCUGCCGAUGGUGAGCGGCGAGCGCAUCCACUGCCUCGACAUCCUGUUCGCCUUCACCAAGCGGGUGCUGGGCGAGAGCGGCGAGAUGGACGUGUUGCGCGGGCAGAUGGAGGAGCGCUUCAUGGCGUCCAACCCGUCCAAGGUGUCUUACGAGCCCAUCACCACCACGCUCCGCCGCAAACAGGAGGACAUGGCGGCGGUGAUCAUCCAGAGGGCCUUCCGGCGCUACCUGAUCCGCCUGGCGAUGAAGAAGGCCUCAGCGCUCUACAAGGAGAAGCUGAAGGAGGGCAUCCGCGACCCCGACAAGGACGUCAUGGUCAUCAGCAAGUUCAACGAGAAGUCCACGUCGGACAAAACGGACAUGACGCCCUCCACGGCCUCCCCGCCGUCCUACAACAGCGUGACGAAAUCGGACAAGGACAAAUACGAGAAAGAAAAUAGGGAAAAGGAAAACAAAGGGAAAGACAGAAAGAAAUAGACUUUUUAAAUAGGAACAAAAUGCAUCAGAGACAUGAGGGAAAUUUGUUUACAGCUUCUAAUGGGGGUAGAUAGAUGUACGCUUGUGUGUUAAGAGUUGAGGAACGCUACACCAGGUAGGCCUGAAACGGGAGUGUGGUUCUGUCAUAUGUGAAUACGUGGAGUCUUCUCAGAGGUGGAAACAAAUGAUCCAGCAGACACUGCCAGAGAUCGACCGGAACACGGGAAAGCCUCUCUGCAAAACGCUUGUGAUUUUCCUAUUGGUUGUUGUUACUAUCUGACACACUUGAGUGUACCGUUAAGUUGUCUGUAGCUAGUGCUGCUGCUACUACUAUAAAUCCAGUGUCUUGAAUUUAACGAUCGCUGUAUCACUUAAAAAAAUACUCUGCAUUUUUUUCUUUUUGCUCUUUUUUUUUAUGAGAAGGAAUGUUUUCUACUUUUUUGGUUUUAUUAUUAUUAUUGUGAGAAUGUGUCCACUGCUUUCACUGUUGUAAAAAUCACCAAGGGCAGACAAAGUCAAUGCUGGAAAACUACACGACAAGCAUCCGAAGCUCUCGGUUCACACAGUAUAUACGAAGCUGAAACAAAAAGCGCACCGCUGAAAUGCAAUGGACAAACACAUUGUGUUCACUGAUGUGCCAUCAGUGACUGUUGAAAUCUGUAUUGUGCUCCUAUCUGGGCUGCCAUCUCCCCCUGUCUCAAUAGAAAACACACAAGUCUCUGAGUACAGAGAAGCUGAAUGUAUGCAAGGAGUGGACACGUUUCAAGAAAUUGUUUGACGUUUUGGGAAAGUUGCUAUUAUCCAACGAGUUAAGGCCUUUACACACCGGGGGCGUGAUGGAUAAACACGAAAAUGCAAAAUACUCGCCCGUGAAUAUUAUACGUCAUGGGCAUUUAUUGUGAAAGGUGAGAACGGAAGGAGUGGAUCUGGUCCAUCAAGGUUGAAAGUUUGCCGUCUUGGUGCAGACUACGGAGCCUCUGUGAUCUUGUUUUCCGUGUUCCGCACAAUGUGAUUGGUUGAUGCCUUUAUUCGCGGUGCGAAAGCUCAGAAAAUCGAUCUCGUUCCGAAAUUGUUCUGUGUCAAAGUACUCAUGACUAAAACAACAGUUCGAAAAAAUAUAUUGAAGUGCAAAUUAAUUGGACCAAAAAAAAAAAAAAAAGGUGUGUAAAGACCUUAAGAUGAGAAGAUCGAUACCAUGCUCAUAUCUGUCCUUUCAAAUUCUAAAGUUGCUGGUCUACCGCUGCAUCGAUCGGUUAGUUUGUUUGUGUUAUUGUGUGACUUUCAGAGCGUCCACGGCAGUACAUUGCUUAACUGAAAGAACGGCCAAGUUACUGCAGGUAAUACACACCCAAUGGAUAUAUCUAUAUUUAUCGUUUUUCUGUCAAAUAGUUGAUUUCUUAAGUAAGUAUUCUGUAUGUAAGGAUAAUGUACAGCUAGUGGGUCGUUGUGAAAGAAACUCCUCCGUCGGGAUCCACGGUGCGGCAUCGCCCUGUCGAGGUUUCUUUCACAACAAUGACCAACUCGCUGUACAUUAUCCCAUACAUGUAUAUCAGGUCAGGUCACGUGGGAAAGAAGUUUUUAGAAGGGCUUGGGAAAUGACCAUUUUGACGCUAAAACAUACAGACCAAAAUUUGAAUGUUCCGCAUUUAAAUAAACUGAAAUGUACAAAAGCGACAAGUUGCCGUGUUACCGGGAUUCUUAAACAUGUAAAACACACACAGGUUGUGCCGUAGGAUUACUGACGCUGUGUACGGAUACAGAGAUGAGCUGCUGUGAUUAAAGGCUUCCUUUUUUUCACAGCAGACAUUUUGGCAUGUCAUUACAGGAAGGAAGCUAACGACUGCAUUGCAUUCAGGUGAGCUAGUUCCAUGGUCCUGGUACUGAGCCACGAAAUGUCAUGACAAGUCAACAUGUCUGCUGUGAAAAAGGUAUGUUGCAUUCUUCUUCUUCUCACAAAAUGUAGCUCUUUCAGUAGUAUUUUUAACUCUAGUUGGAGUGAACCAGGCUAGCUGUUUCCCCCCUGAUACCACAUGCUAAAACCAGCUAAUCCCGGCUGUAGCUCCACAGUUAACUAAUGGACAGACACGAGAAUGGUAUCAAUCUUCUCGUCUACCUCUUGGCAAAAAAAGCAAAGGAAUUCCCGCAAACGUCACAACUAUUCCUUUAAGGUGACACUCGCAUCUCCUCGUUCCUCCGCUGUCGUAUUGCAGUGUCUCCUCCCAACACAUUUGUUUCCCCCCCUUUUCUCCUCCCGGAGCUCUUGUAAAGAAAAAACAUAUACUUAAAAAGGAGAAUCUUUCUAACUGCUCUAGAUCAAUAUAUCCCGUUACAAUAUCACAAAUGUUUGUAUGUUGUUUAAAUUGAGAAGCGAGUGGUUUUAAUGUAGUGGUUUUGGUUUGUAAAUAAUAUAGCUAUCUGGGCCCACAGUAUGCAUCACACUUACAUUUUGAUGUAAGAGCACUUUUUAUCCCCACUGCUAUGUAAUUCCACGUGUGGCGGUCACUCAUAUAAGUGUGUGUGUGUGUUUGUAAGAACGGGAGAAUGUAAUCUCUUUACGUGAGCGAGUGUGGGUCUGCGGGUUGCUUUCGUUCCGAUUAUAAAUAACAUUUUUACUGUAGAUAUGAGUGCAUUUUUUUCCAGAUUUUUUUCUAGAACUUUUUCUUUUCUGCACUGUAACACACGACGGUCCCCCCAUAUCUGUAGAUAGACACCAUGAAGCAAUCAGUAGCCAUCUCUCAUUGCGCUUGUAGUGUUUUAGUGAACUGCAUGCAAGAAGUGACUACUGUCCGCUCAUAUGGUAAUAUAAUUUCAAAGCCAAAAGAAUAAAGGACAUAUUUUUUGUAAA
Sebastes umbrosus (honeycomb rockfish) is the source of this 9561-nucleotide messenger RNA. RefSeq names its product sodium channel, voltage-gated, type I like, alpha b (gene scn1lab). Bases 564 to 6716 code for a protein of 2050 amino acids. The transcript is spliced from 28 exons. Gene Ontology annotation, biological process: sodium ion transmembrane transport; neuronal action potential; membrane depolarization during action potential. NCBI's taxonomy places the organism in Eukaryota, Metazoa, Chordata, Actinopteri, Perciformes, Sebastidae. Gene Ontology annotation, cellular component: voltage-gated sodium channel complex; plasma membrane; axon. Gene Ontology annotation, molecular function: protein binding; voltage-gated sodium channel activity. The record is from RefSeq and is a predicted model, not a curated record.